GCUAGAUUCUCACGAAAGGGGCUGAAAGUAACCAUAACGAGCGCAGGAAACACUACAAGCUCGGCUGAAGAAGAUCAUAACUGAAACUGAAGGCGACAUCCCGCUGUCGGUUCGUCCGGUGCUCAGUCCACUUGUUCCAAAUUUGACCACCACGACACGCACGGGCGAUCAGUCUUAAAAGCUUACAUUAUCAAUCCGGCCUGGAUAUUUGUAGAUGGGUGGUGAUGCAGCUCCCAAGUUGGAGAGCAUUGACGGUUGUAGAGGGCCAGAAGCAAAGUGCUCAAAAAGGUCGAGGGCGCGGGUGUCACGUUCGGUUUGCUCCAUGGCACCGACCCAGUCGUCGUAGAAGGACCGAACUCGUUGACGAGGGGGAUUCCUUCCAGUCUGUCUAGGCGACUUUCGGGGAUCACGUUGGAUGUGAGGCCAGUUUUGGAAACCCAGGGGAGACGGCUGGCGAUAAGAUCAGCUUGAAGUCCCUUUCCUGACACUCGCCGAUCUUUACCAGCAAUCUGCACUUUGGUCGGGAAAAUGAACCAAUUAGAAGUGUCCUUAGGAAGGCUUGCAGAAUACCGCGUCUUCUCAGCGGCGUCAACCAUGCUGGAGCAACUCAGUGGUUUGAUGGAGGCAGCCCCGCCACUACCAGUCGUUGUGCUAGCUUGCCUCGGGGUUUACCUCAGUGGCGUGUCAUUAUCCCGACUUUACCUUUCCCCGCUUUCCCGUUUUCCAGGCCCCAAACUUGCAGCGGGCCCCAUCAUCAGGAUCAACCCCUGGGAGCUCCAUGCCAGCGACCCAGUGUUGUUUUCUCAGAUCUACUCAUCUGGUGUCAAGCAUCGUAUCGAGAAAUAUGCCUGGUCUCAGCAAGGGCUGCGUUUGAUUGACAACUCCCACAUUCUGACCGAGUCACAUGAGCUACACAAACUGCGACGAAAGCCUCUUGCGACAUUCUUCUCUUCAAGAAACACCGAUAAUAUGGAGCCGAUUAUUUGGCAGAUCUCACAGUGA
Podospora pseudopauciseta is the source of this 1002-nucleotide messenger RNA. RefSeq lists its product as uncharacterized. Bases 529 to 1002 code for a protein of 157 amino acids. The transcript is spliced from 3 exons. Lineage: Eukaryota; Fungi; Ascomycota; Sordariomycetes; Sordariales; Podosporaceae. The record is from RefSeq and is a predicted model, not a curated record. Gene Ontology annotation, molecular function: oxidoreductase activity, acting on paired donors, with incorporation or reduction of molecular oxygen; iron ion binding; heme binding.